UCAUAAGCAAAGCUACUCCUUUUAUUUCCACACAUUUUGUCCCCCCUUCUAACGGCUACUUUUCACUUGCUCUCAUUUUUCAUCUUCUUGGUUAUGACCCAGAACUUGACUAUACUUGCAAGUUACAACCAGUUUGUAGGGCAGAUUGCGUAGAUAAUGAUGGAUAAAGUAUAUGAAGAGUUAGAUGAUGCUAAAGCUGAGAUUGAGACAUUGAGGGCAGAUAAUAUAUCAAAGGGACAACUUACUGAGAGCUUGAGGAGGGCGAAUGAUAAGCAGCUCAUUCGGAUUCAAGAAAUCAGUAAAGAGCUUGAGACACAACGACAAGAAUCAAGUGAAAAGGACCAUGAAUUGUCUGAAAUGAGGCAAAUGCUCGAAGAAAUCAAAUGUAACUUGAAUGAGAAACAGGGCAUUGUCGCGCGUCUUAGUUAUACCAACGAUAAGCUUCGUACUAGUCAUGCGGAGGAGAUUUGCAAAUAUGAAGAAGAAAAGAGGGACCUGGUUUUUAAGUUGGAGGAAGAAAACGCAAAGAACAUAGAUAAUGAGCAAAAGAUUCGGAGACUUGAGGAAGUAAUUGAAGGUCUCAAAGGAGUCUUAUCUGUUUCACAGAAGAAGCGUGUAGGUGCAGAAGAGUUGGGUAAAGCAUCUACAGAGGUUAGAUACAAAGAUGAUAUUUUGCUCAAAUUAGAGGAUGAAAAUACGGAGCUCAAAGGCCAGCUAAAGAGCAAGAGAGAACAGUUUGAACAUCUAAAAGAAGCCCAUGAAAGGCUUCGAGAUCAGCUACAAACAAAUACCAAAGAAUGGGAAAAGGAGAAAUCUGCAUUGCUGGAUGAGAUGGAUACACAACAGGAAAAAUUAGAUUCUCAAACUAGAAUUCUAAAAGAUCUUCAGAGCCGUCUACAGAUGUGCAACCAAGCUCUAGCUCAUGAAGAGAGCCGCCGAAAGAGCCUGGAACUUCAACUUUUAGAAUCCAAAAGAUGGUUUGACGAUGUUUCUUUAGAAUGUGAAGAGGCCAAGUCGAAACUUGAAUGUCUAUCAAGCAAAAAGGAUAAAGACAUUGCUACUCUCCGAGACUUGCUGGGAACAAAAGAGACAUUAUAUAAAGAGUUGGAGUAUAAAAUCAGAAGGUUAGAGCAAGAUGAUCAAGAUUUGAAACUAUCCCUCAAAGAAUUUCAGGAAGCUCAAAUCAAACAAGCAGGAAGUUCCUCUUCAAUGUCAAAGCUUCGGAACAAGCUCAAAUGCUUGGAGCAGACUCAUACAGACUGUUCCGCGAAAUUUAAAAUCAGAGAAGCUGAUUGGUUUUCCGAAAAGGAAAGAUUGAUAAAGGAUCUGAACUGUUGCAGGUCUGACCAAGAGGGUCAAGGACAGCUUAUACAGGAACUUAAUCUGGAGAUAGAAGGUUGCCAUUCUCUGAUACAGCAGCUAAUGAUGCAGAUUGAGGAAUCUUCGAUUAUGCUAUUAGUGAUGCAGUCAGAAAUUAAGGAGGCUCAGUUGAAGCUUGGUGAUGAUGAUAUAGAGAAUCUUUCCUUUCUAAAGCAACAGUUAGAGAUUAAGGAUAAUGCUAUUGUAGCAGCGAUAAAUGAGGUAGAAGAGGAACGCAGAAAAGUAGAAUAUUUAUCAAGGAGAAUUGAAUCGUUUAAUCUUAUCGAUGAAGAGCAGCUUACGCUGAAAAAUGAUCUUGAUCACCACAAGAAAAUGGUUGUGGAUUCCUUCACUUGUCAACAGCAUCUAAAGGAUCAAGUACUGCAGCUGAAAGGCGACUUGAACAGAGUUUAUGAUGCCCUUGAUAAGGCAAAUGAAGAACUUGCUCAGAAGUUCUGUGAAGUUAAGGAAGCUGAAUACGAGAUACAAGCAUGGGAAUAUAUUGCUGAACGGUUAAAGAUUAAAAUGGAGGAGAACUAUCAGUUGCGUAUGCAAGUAGAAGCUUCUCUUCUUGAACAAGUUUCAGUUGAGGUUACUCUUGAACAAGAAAAAGAAGACAUGGUACUUAUGUUGUCAGAGAAGGAUGGAAGAAUAAACCAUCUUCUGCAAAAGGUUCAAUCAAUGGAAGAGGAGCUUAAGUUAAAAGAAUCCGUUGUGCAAGUAUUGGAACAGAAAGAUAGAGAAAUAGAUGAUCUUCAAUUGAAGAUUGUGUCGUUGGAUCAGAAGCUCCAAUUAAGUGAAGAAGCAGCUUGUACGCCAGCAAGAAGAGCACAAGCUCUUGUAAAGAAAGAGUGCAAUAUCUCUGAAAGAGAAAUAGAAUGGUGGGAUAAAGAAUGGUUGAGUAAAGAACUUGAAACAACCAUAUUUGCACAAUUCGAUGCGCAGAAAUUAUAUGAGCAUGAGAACAAGAAACUUUGCGAUCUAGUAGAUGAAAAAUCACAGAAGAUUGUUGAAUUCCAUAAGCAUGUCAAUUCUCUGGAAAAGGAGUUUGAAAAUUCAACUUCCUCGUUUUCAUCUCUACUAGUAAAGCUGCAGACGGAGACUAAUUUGUUCCAUGAAGUCCAGGAGAAGUUCACAACAACCAUGGUUCUGAAAGAGCUUGAAAUCCAAUAUAAAAAUUUGAUGAUAGAAGAACUGGAGAACUUUUCAAGUCAUUUACAGCAGGAAUCAGACCUGCGUGAGAAAAUGUUGUCAAAUUCCAUCCAGAAAAGGGAUGAACAUAUAGGAGCUGAAGUGGAACUGUUUGACAGGUUCAAUAAGUUGUAUAAUGAAGAUAUGCAGCUGGUAAAAAGCUUGGAAGGUAUUGUACAGAGCAUUGAUGACUAUGGGAAGGAGAGGAGAGACAAUGAAGACUACUUUGACCCUGUUAAAGAAAACUUGAUCAUUUCACCCUCACCCAGGAAAUUGAAAAUUGAAAAACCAGCAUUGACAGUUUCUUCGUCUCCAUCGACUGAUGGAAGAUCUCCAUUGAGCACUCUCAACAGGAUGUCGCAUCUCUAGACAGAGCUACUUAUUUCUUUGGCUUGUUAUCCUGCUACCAUUAGAAAUUAUUUAAUUUGUUUUUUAACAUUCAAUGUGUAUUUGUCUUCCACGAAAAGUUCCCAUUUGGAGAAUUUUUUCUCUCUAAAGGUGUGAAUUUACUUGUCUUUCUUGGUAAAGAAUGUAUUGCUAUCCACAAGCAUCACUGUGUUGGGUUGUUGAGGAUUAUCCUACUUGAUAAAUAACAACUACAAGUACCCUCUUGGUUUAAUAA
This is a messenger RNA of Daucus carota subsp. sativus, 3172 nucleotides long. RefSeq lists its product as uncharacterized. The coding region runs from base 157 to 2919 and encodes 920 amino acids. Lineage: Eukaryota; Viridiplantae; Streptophyta; Magnoliopsida; Apiales; Apiaceae. The record is from RefSeq and is a predicted model, not a curated record. The transcript is spliced from 2 exons.